GUGUUUAAAAAAAAAAAAAAUUAGAAAACCGAGGCUCAGGUAAGUGAAAUAACUUGCCUAGUGUUACCACCGAGUGAUAGAUCUGAAAUUAAAUUUUCAUUUGCCUCCAAAGCUCAUCCUCUUAAGCAGUAUGCUGUAUUAUCUUCAUGUUGAUGGUGGUGAUGAUAACUGUCAUAUGUUGAAUAUCUACUGGGUGUUGGGCAAUUCAUUUGCCACCUUUUGCCUCCCCUAUUUUACAGAAGUGGGAACUGCUAUUGUCUAUGUUCCACUUUUAGGCUAAUAAAUAUAAGUGCCAGGGUUCAAAGGUAUUGGACAUUCUUACAUUGGAGCAUUCUUUCGAUGUAUUUUUCCUUUUACUCUGUUUCCUAUAUUAAUGGUCAAUAUCGUCAUGUUUUUCUGACUACUAACAGUAUUAACAAUUAAAUGUUGCCUGAGUAUUUCUACACUUUUUUUCUUACUGAUUCCUUAGCAUUGUUGUUUUCUUAUUUGUUACCUUUGCUGUUUUUUUUCUCUGUAUCAAAGCAGAUAAUGGGGGGAAAGGAGAAUGUGCUAGGAAAGGCAAAAGAAAAGUCCAGAUACUAGAAAUCUUUCUGUGAUCUCAGUUUGGAGAACAAAGAGUUAAACUAAAAGCUCUGUGUUGUGGGUAGCUGUCAUUUGUUGAAGGAAUACUAGGGCUUCAGCACUUAAAAACUUGGUGAUGUAAAACAUGGGAUUUGACCUCACUAGCUUUAGUUUCCUUUUCUGAUAAUAAGGUAAAUAAUAUAUUCUUCACAACACAUGGUUAGUUGUGGUGAUGGUUAAGUGAAAUAACCAGUGUAAAACUCCUUAAUAUAAUCCUCAAAUUGUUAGUUCCCCAUUUUACCUUCAAGUGUUAGUGAAAUAAUCCAGAGCAUGUGGCCAGACACUGGUAAGUUUGUGUUAUGUGUGGUUUUUUUUACAUUUCGAAAAUUUAGUGUAAGCAUACACAGGCAUGUGUAUAAAUAAAAAUUCAUCAAGUUGCAGUCUUAAUGUUGAUGGAUUUGCCUAUAUGUAAGUUAGUUAUCUCUCAAUGAAAAUGAAAAAUCAGUAUGCAGGCUAGACUUUGGUUGCUGCAUGUGGUUAGCUGAUAUUUCCAUGUAUUAUACCCAACAUGUGGGACUACUUCCUUGUAUUCCUCAAGAUCAAAUAUGGUUAUUGAGCUUUAGCAAAAAGAGAAAUAUUGUAUAAUACCUUCCAAAUAUUUAUUUCAAGUUUAUUAUCUUAGUAGUCAAAAUUUUCAGAAAUAUUUCUUUUUAUUUUUAGAAAAGUCAUACUCAAUCCUAAAAUAAUGUUCCUAAUGUUAUUAAUUGCAAGUAUGUAGAUCUCAUCCUGCUUUGGGUAUGCCACUCAGAGGUAGGACAUACAAUUUUAGAGCAAGCAGGGAAAUGUGAGAAUAGUCUGAUACUUUUUAGGCAAGCCUAUAUCUAAAACAUAUCUUUGAAUGGAUGUCUGCUUCCAUUAGCCUGCUACGCAAAACACUGAUGGUUUUUUGUGUGAUUACAUUUACAAGUUCUUUGGUAGACUCUUGAGCAAGCUCCCUUUCUUUUAUGUCUAAAGCCUGGAGAGCAGGAACCAAGCUCAAUAUCAGGAAAAGUAGGUGUGGACUCUUAGGGCUGUGCCGCUCAGCAGCUAGAAUGUGGUUGGCAGUCUCCUCCCCUUCCUGCACUUCUGCUCUUCACAGUGUGCACCCUGGAAUGACAGGCAUUCCUGUGUGAAGAGAGCCAGCGUGAAGACGCACUUAUAAGAACCUCAAGUGCCCGGGCCGGGAUACAGGGAAAGAGAAACUCCGGCAGAUUGACCUCAUGCCAUUUCCUGAUGUUUGGCAGUGACACUGAGAGAGGAAUGCGCGUCCCCUCCUUAUGUGGAUUUAUCUUUUAAGAAAAGUUCGCUUUGGUCCGGGACAGUUUGUUGUCGUGAGAUACAUCAGACAAUAUAAUCAUGGGGCAAGCUGAUGUCUCCAGACCGGUAAAUCCAGAUGCAAUUGAAGAAGCAGGCCAGCCCACUGCCGACCCAGGCAUGAUCAUGGACAGUGUGGAAGCAGGAGGAGACAUGACGCCUCCCACCAAAAGGAAGAGCAAGUUCUCAGGCUUUGGCAAGAUCUUCAAGCCCUGGAAAUGGCGGAAAAAAAAAAGUAGUGAUAAAUUCAAAGAAACAUCAGAAGUUUUAGAGCGAAAAAUAUCUAUGCGAAAACCAAGAGAAGAGCUGGUUAAAAGAGGAGUUCUGUUGGAAGACUCUGAACAGGACCUUGCAGGUGGUGAGGAUGCAGGGAAGUUGAGCCAUGCUGUGUUAAAGAAUGGCCAUACCACCCCCAUAGGGAACGCCAGAUCUUCUAGUCCAGGCCCAGUAGAGGAAGAGCCAGGAAGAAUAGCAAGUCUUGGGAAACCUAUUCCAGAAGAGGACCCAAAGAAGCGACUAGGCUCAACUGGAAGCCGGCCUAAUUCUGAAGCAGAGUCCGCUCCUGAGAAUGCACCCAAACAGCCUUUACUUCCACCCAAAAGACCCUUGUCCUCUUCUCAUGAAGCAAAUGAAGGGCAAGCGAAGGAUUCUACUUCCUGUGGCAGCACAGCAAGGUCCAUCUCCUCCACCUCUACCGCCGCCACCACCACAGCACCUGCUGCCACUGCUGCCGCCACAAACUUACCAAAAACUGUUAUUAAUGCCUCUGUCCCCCCUACCCCAGCACCCAGGACUCUGCCUGCUGCUCCUGCCAGCACUAACACUACUGCUACCCCGAGCCUCCCUCAUACGGUCCCUGCCAAGCAGCCCCCUGUCCCUCCCCCUAAACCAACUCACAGAAAUAGCAACCCUGUCAUUGCAAUAAACAGUGGUACAUUGUUAUCAAAACCAUCCCCACCCUUGCCACCUAAGAGAGGCAUUCCAUCAACCUUGGUAUCCAGCUCGGAGUCUGCCGCCACCGCCACCACCACCACCACCACCACAAAAGCGCCAAGUGAUCAGAGAGAGAAGAGCCCAUGUCCUGUGGGCUCCGAACAGCUGCUGCUGAUUCCACCUCCCUCUCCAUCCCCCCCACUGCCUACUCAUAUACCUCCAGAACCCCCACGGUCCCCUCCAUCCCCUGCUAAGACUCUUCAAAUUGUGCCAGAAAUUGAGUUUGCACCUUCCUUAGAUCUACCCCAGGAGAUUCCCCAGCAGGAAGACCAGAAAAAGGAAGUACCCAAGAGAAUGUUGGACCACAGCUUUGGGGAGCCCCAUGUACCCUCUAGGCUGCCCCCCCUCCCACUGCAUAUCCGAAUCCAGCAGGCCCUGACCAGCCCACUUCCCAUAACUUCUUCCUUGGAGGGCUCUCACAGAGCUCAUUCGUUGCUCUUCGAGAACAGUGACAACUUUUCUGAGGACAGCAAUACCCUGGGUCGUACCAGGUCACUUCCCAUCACUAUCGAAAUGCUGAAAGUUCCAGACGAUGAAGAAGAGGAGGAGCAGACCCAGCCAUCUGCAUUCAGCGAAGACAUGCCGCCUACCUCAGUGGCUCCUACGCUGCCGCAGAGUCUGCGGGAGGAAGAGGAAGAGAAGGAGAGCGACUCAGACUCGGAAGGUCCCAUCCAGUACCGGGACGAGGAGGACGAGGAGGACGAGGAGGACAGCCGGAACAGUGCUCUGGCCAACAAAGUGAAGAGGAAAGAUACACUGGCAAUGAAGUUGAACCACAAACCCAGUGAACCAGAGUUGAACUUGAAUUCUUGGCCUCGAAAAAGCAAAGAGGAGUGGAAUGAAAUACGACACCAGAUUGGGAACACACUGAUCCGACGACUGAGUCAAAGACCAACACCAGAAGAACUUGAACAGCGAAAUAUACUACAACCUAAAAAUGAAGCUGACCGUCAGGCAGAAAAACGAGAGAUUAAACGUCGGCUCACUAGAAAGCUCAGUCAAAGGCCAACUGUGGCCGAACUCCUUGCUAGGAAGAUUCUGAGGUUUAAUGAAUAUGUGGAGGUAACAGAUGCUCAUGAUUAUGACCGGCGAGCCGACAAACCUUGGACCAAACUGACCCCUGCUGACAAGGCUGCCAUAAGGAAAGAAUUAAAUGAAUUUAAAAGCUCAGAGAUGGAGGUUCACGAAGAGAGCAAACAUUUUACACGUUACCAUCGUCCAUGAUGCUGAAGUUUGAGAGAGGAGCUAAACAACCCCCUACAACAGGGCUCCUUUGCUGCUUCAGCCUCCAGAAUGACAUGACGGGAACUUCAGCGCUUACCAGCACCACCAGGAUUUAGUCUUCUGGGGUGAACAGCAAUUCUAUGAAUGUAGCGUUUCACUGGAAUGGAUUCUCAUGUGCUGCCUUGAGCAAAACUGAACAUUCUCAGUGCUUUGAACCUUUUAAUAUUGCAGCAUACUGGAGGGGUCUUCCCUGACCAGCCAUAAAUGUCCUGGGCCACCUGCACCACACCCUUGCCCCAAGAUGACUGCCUGUGCUGAGGCACAGUUCGCACCAUUAGCCUUACCUGCUCUGUCCUGACUGUGAGACCCACUUGUGUAGGCACUAAAUUCUAGCCGGCGAAUCCAGUUGGUGGUGGGGACAACCAAGGGGGCCCUAGCCUUCUAGCAAAGAAGCCCCCACUUCCAGGGAAAGCCUUCCUACCACACUGGCAUGUCAGCAUUGUCCCAUACCUCUUGUAACACAGCAAUAUCGUCUCUUCAGGUAGUUCAGCCUGAAAGAAGCUCAGGAUCUGACAAGUGCUUCCUUUUUGACACAGGUUAUCCUGAUUAUUAUUUUUUUAAUCUUGAAGUGAUGGAAAUGUGUGUUCAAUCUGACCUUCAACCAGAUUCCAAGUUGGGAAAAUGCAAAAGCAUGUAUGUUUUCUGUAUACAAAACCAAAAAAAGCCUUUGUGUUAAUGCCAACUUGGCAGAAACUGACUCAUGGCUCAAAUGUUGAAAGCUGUUGUAGUUUUGUUGUACCAAAUGAUUCUGUAAAUCAUUUUGACCAAUAGAUAUAUUCUCCUCUGUAAAGCAGAGUUGUAGCAACUCUGGGAGCUGUGUGCUGUCGGCCCCCACACUUCCAGCCAGAAUCACAGCAAAGUCUAGGAAUGUUGGGUGCUAAAUCGGAAAUUUCUUUGGAGAAGCAAUUAGGGGGGCACAAUCAUGACCCACUGCUCCUCUCCUCAGCACAAAUGUUUGUCUUCCUGCUGCCCCUCUGGCAGCUUCCAUCCCACUCCUCCCUACUACUCCAAGCCGGAGCCAGUGUAGUUGCUGCCUGGGCAUUGGCUCAGCCCCCACCCCCUUCUUUUGUAAUAUAUAUUAAUAUGAUUUCCUGAAACAGAAGAUUCAGUUGCUUUCUUUCAAUUUUUAUUGAAAACUAUUUCCCUCUAAUUCCUUUCCACACUAAAUAGAAGAAAAAAAUAGUUCCUAUUUAACUGAUGAAUGUGGCUUUUUCUCUUUAAUGUUCAUAAAAUUGUGGCUGUUUUAUAGAUUUCUGCAGUCCCCAUUGUUCUGUGUGUAAUCUUUCAGUAAAUAUUUCUUUUUUUCUCCUCUAUGUCCAUGUACGAUUUGCUGAAGAAUCAGAAUAUCAGAAUAUCAUGUCAAAGCAAAUAGCUAAUGUGACCUUAAAGAGUAGUGUGGGUAAUGGGAGGUACUGGAUUUCUCAGCUACUGCCAAAUGCUUUAUGGCUAUGGAAAUAUACUGGGUUCAUAUCUCCUUGAAGCUAACAUUUGGUAUGACUGAGGGAAAGAUAAGUGACAACUCUACAAAGUUUUAGAGCUCUGUGUAUAAGGUGGCUGCACAUUAACUGCUUACUUAACUUCAGCCUUUCUGUCUUGCUGGUUUGGAGAUUACUUGGCUUAUGUCAGAAUGCUCUGUGUUUUAAGAUGACAUUUUAAACCCUUCCUUCACUGCCUUUCUUUCCCUUAAUGUGCCAAGCUUGAAAUAGGAUUUGAUUUCCUGAGCUACUUGUCUGCUUUCUACGUGCCACCAAGAAAUCUAGUUCAUCUUUCAUCUCAUUCAGUUCUUUUGAAACAAGAUACUUUGGGGGUCAAGUCUUUUCAGGUGUUUUAUAUAUAUAUAUAUAUAUAUAAAAAGGAUUUUUUGUCCUUUCUGUGUAAGUAGCAAUUCACAAUCAUAAUGUAUAAAAGAAAUAAAAGCCUGAUGUAUUGUACUUCAAAAUGCUUCCCCAAUGUACAGAAUCUCCUUGUAAAAUAAAUAAUUGCAUUGUAUAUCAGUCUUCCUACCAACAUUAAUUAUUAAAGUAUUUUAGAAUUUUAAAAAAUUA
Miniopterus natalensis is the source of this 6236-nucleotide messenger RNA. The record is from RefSeq and is a predicted model, not a curated record. NCBI's taxonomy places the organism in Eukaryota, Metazoa, Chordata, Mammalia, Chiroptera, Miniopteridae.